This is a messenger RNA of Peromyscus californicus insignis, 2326 nucleotides long. Its product is annotated as aromatase. The transcript is spliced from 10 exons. The coding region runs from base 139 to 1653 and encodes 504 amino acids. The record is from RefSeq and is a predicted model, not a curated record. NCBI's taxonomy places the organism in Eukaryota, Metazoa, Chordata, Mammalia, Rodentia, Cricetidae. Gene Ontology annotation, molecular function: monooxygenase activity; oxidoreductase activity, acting on paired donors, with incorporation or reduction of molecular oxygen; iron ion binding.
AGCUUUUCCCAGGCAGAGGUCACAUCCUCACAACUCUGUCCUCAUCUGUCUGUAACACACGGAGGAACGGUCUCUUAUUCUGACAGCAGCUGCCACUUAAGAACUGUGAAUUUUUCUUCUGAGGCCAAAGAUCACAAGAUGUUCCUGGAAAUGCUGAAUCCCAUGCACUAUAAUGUCACCAACAUGGUCCCUGAAGCUAUGUCCAUCAGUGCCAUGCCGCUCCUGCUGAUCAUGGGCCUCCUCCUCCUGAUUUGGAAUUGUGAGAGCGCAUCUUCAAUACCAGGUCCUGGCUACUGUCUGGGAAUCGGACCCCUCAUCUCCCAUGGCAGAUUCUUGUGGAUGGGGAUUGGAGGUGCCUGCAAUUACUAUAAUAAGAUGUACGGAGAGUUCAUGAGAGUCUGGAUCAGCGGAGAGGAAACACUCAUUAUCAGCAAGUCCUCAAGUAUGUUCCAUGUCAUGAAGCACAGUAACUACAUCUCCAGAUUUGGCAGUAAACGUGGACUGCAGUGCAUCGGAAUGCAUGAGAAUGGCAUCAUAUUUAACAAUAACCCCGACCUUUGGAAAACAAUUCGCCCUUUCUUUAUGAAAGCUCUGACAGGCCCCGGUCUCAUUCGAAUGGUAGAAGUUUGCACAGAGUCCAUCAAGCAGCAUUUGGACAGGCUGGACGAAGUCACCGACAACUCAGGCUACGUGGAUGUGUUGACCCUCAUGCGGCACAUCAUGCUGGACACCUCUAACAUGCUGUUCCUGGGGAUCCCCCUGGAUGAAAGUGCCAUUGUGAAAAAAAUCCAGGGUUAUUUUAAUGCAUGGCAAGCUCUCCUCAUCAAACCAAACAUCUUCUUUAAGAUUUCUUGGCUCUACAGAAAGUAUGAAAGAUCCGUCAAGGACUUGAAAGAUGAGAUAGCCAUUUUGGUGGAAGAAAAAAGAAACAAGGUCUCCACAGCGGAGAAACUGGAAGACUGUAUGGAUUUUGCAACUGAUUUGAUUUUUGCUGAGAGACGUGGAGAUCUGACGAAAGAGAACGUGAACCAGUGUAUUCUGGAAAUGCUGAUCGCGGCCCCCGACACCAUGUCUGUCACCCUGUACUUCAUGUUACUCCUCGUGGCGGAGUACCCCGAGGUCGAAACAGCAAUACUGAAGGAAAUCCACACUGUUGUUGGUGACAGAGACAUAAGGAUUGAGGAUAUCCAAAAUUUAAAAGUGGUAGAAAACUUCAUUAAUGAAAGCUUGCGGUACCAGCCCGUUGUGGACUUGGUCAUGCGUCGAGCCCUGGAUGAUGAUGUGAUUGAUGGCUACCCAGUCAAAAAGGGAACGAACAUCAUUCUGAAUAUCGGAAGAAUGCACAGACUGGAGUAUUUCCCCAAGCCCAAUGAAUUUACCUUAGAAAACUUUGAAAAAAAUGUUCCCUACAGGUAUUUCCAGCCAUUUGGCUUUGGGCCCCGCAGCUGCGCCGGGAAGUACAUCGCCAUGGUGAUGAUGAAAGUCGUCCUGGUCACAGUUUUGAAGCGGUUCCAUGUGAAGACAUUGCAAGAAAGAUGUAUGGAAAACAUACCGAAAAAAAACGAUUUGUCCUUGCACCCAGAUGAGGACAGCCAGCACCUCGUGGAAAUAGUUUUCACCCCGAGGAAUUCAGACAAGUACCUCAAGCAGUAAAAAAACUGUGUCAGUAGUGACAUGGAAGCCAUCCAUUUUAGUGGACGAGUGGUUCAACCUCACAAUGAAUCUGUGAUGGCUUGAAGCGUCUUAUGAUCAUAGCUCUUGUGGUUUUUCAGCAAGAUGGGCACUCAUCCAGAGAGCCAAUAUGCAAAGGAAAGGAGAGAGACUGACGUCUUAAAGGACAGAGCCUACAAACUAUACUUUGGGAAAGACAAGUCAUCAGUUAAACCUGUCUGGUCUCCUGCCAGAGUCCCAAUGCUGCUCUCGUCAGCUCAGCCAACGCCUCUGGCAGAAGGACUCGAGUUGUUAGAAAGGCCAAGCAAACCUGUUACUGUGGAUAAAGGAAUAAAGGAAUUUUCGUGUGUAUGUGCAUGUGUGUUAAGAGUGGAUAGGAAGCAACAGUCUAGACUCUUCCCACAAGUUAAGCCCAGUUACUUCUGAUGGACCCACAUGUAAGCUGUUUGGGGCAAAAGUUAAACAUGAAGAGUAUCCUUUCAUACUCUCAAUUCAUGCUCCCAGACAUGGAGUUUGACCGUAGUAGGCAUAAAUUCAAGUCAAACAGACCUAAUUAAUACUAGCUUAAGUAAAAUAGCGUUAGGACUCUGUACGUGAUGUAGAGGGAAAUCACAUGGUGCACCUCAAAUAAAUAAGUCUUUGUUUUUUGUUUGCA